Messenger RNA from Hyla sarda, 4975 nucleotides. It is a transcript of the gene CLEC16A, whose product is annotated as C-type lectin domain containing 16A. The transcript has 23 exons. The record is from RefSeq and is a predicted model, not a curated record. The coding region runs from base 155 to 3319 and encodes 1054 amino acids. Gene Ontology annotation, cellular component: late endosome; endolysosome membrane. NCBI's taxonomy places the organism in Eukaryota, Metazoa, Chordata, Amphibia, Anura, Hylidae. Gene Ontology annotation, biological process: regulation of autophagosome maturation; endosomal transport; endosome to lysosome transport.
UGUAGGGGGCGUAAAACUACAUUCCCCAGCAGCGCUCCUGGCAGGGUGCUCGUCGUAGUUUUAUCUGCUGUUUCCCCGGCAGGGGGGAGGGGAGUUGUGGCAGUGGAGAGGGUCAUCGUUUUCGGGUUUGGACGAUGAACUGACCGGCUCAACAAUGUUCGGGAGGUCGAAGAGCUGGGUGAGCGGCUCCGGGCGGUCCUCCUCCAGCGUCCACUCCCUGGACCGGCUGAAGUACAUGUACCAUGUUUUAACAAAGAACACCACAGUUACAGACCUCAACCGCAAUUUGCUGGUUGAAACCAUUCGUUCCAUCACAGAGAUCCUUAUCUGGGGAGACCAGAAUGACAGCUCAGUGUUUGACUUCUUUCUGGAGAAAAACAUGUUUGUCUUCUUCCUAAACAUACUUCGACAGAAAUCCGGCCGUUACGUCUGCGGGCAGCUUCUUCAGACACUGAACAUGCUGUUUGAGAAUAUAAAUCAUGAAACCUCUUUAUAUUAUUUGCUGUCUAAUAAUCAUGUAAAUUCCAUCAUUGUUCACAAGUUUGACUUUUCUGAUGAGGAGAUCAUGGGAUAUUACAUCUGCUUCCUAAAGACGCUUUCUGUGAAACUCAACAGCCAUACUGUCCAUUUCUUCUACAAUGAGCACACCAAUGAUUUUGCUCUGUACACAGAAGCCAUUAAAUUCUUUAACCAUCCUGAACACAUGGUCAGAGUUGCAGUGAGAAACAUCACGUUAAAUAUUUAUAAAGUUAACAACCAGCCCAUGUUACACUACAUUAGAGAUAAAACCGCUGUACCAUACUUUUCCAAUCUGGUUUGGUUCAUUGGAAUUCAUGUCAUUGAGCUUGAUAAGUGCGUCCAGACAGAUGAAGAACACAAGAACCGGGGAAGCCUCAGUAACUUAGUAUCUCAGCACCUGGAUCAUCUGAACUAUCUCAAUGACAUUCUCAUCAUCAACUGCGAGUUUCUCAAUGAUGUGUUAACAGACCAUCUACUAAACAGACUACUGCUGCCCCUCUAUGUCUAUUCACUUGUGAACCAGGACCAGGCAGCAGACCGUCCACAAAUAAGUCCUCAAGUUUCCUUGUACCUGUUAUCCCAGGUGUUUUUAACAAUCCAUUACGCACCUUUGGUUGACUCGCUGGCAGAUGUCAUCUUGAAUGGCGACCUCUCUAUGUUCUCAUCUAAGCCAGAACAUGAUGUUCAACGGAGUUCCGGAGAAUCCAGUAUUAGAUGUUUCAUAAAGCCUCAAGAGAGUCUAGAGAAAUCCCUUGAGAUCAACCGGCAGAGAGGGAAAAAGAAGUUACAGAAAAGGCCAAACUACAAAAAUGUUGGUGAAGAGGAGGAGGAAGACAAGCCUACCGACGAUGGCCACGAAGACCCAGAUAAGGCAAAAUCAGGAGAGAUUGGUCCAAAAGGAGUGAAAACAAUUGGAGAAACUGAAGAAAUAGAAAUGGUGAUUAUGGAACGAUCAAAAGCAGCAGAAAAGCUAAUUUUGCAUGAAGAAAACACAACAGAUGAGGAGAAGAGUGCUGCUGCUGGGACUCAGGCUGGCCAGAGCAGGCCUUUCUUGGACAUGGUUUACAGCACGCUGGAGUGCACAGACCUUGACUACUAUACUCUGUUUGUCUUGUGUCUUCUUUAUGCUAUGUCUCAUAAUAAUGGAAUAAAUCCAGAAAAAUUGGAAAAAAUCCAGCUGUCAUUGAAGCCAGCUAAAGACAGCCGUUCCUACAACCAUGUGUUAGUAGAGAGAUUAAUUAGAAUAAUGAGUCAAGCAGCACACCCUGAUGGAAAAGUCCGUUUGGCCACCCUGGAGCUUGCAUGUAUUCUCCUGAAGCAUUUAGUUUUGAUUGAUGGCGAAUGUAUCAUAAAAGAUGUCCACCUAGCUUGUUUAGAGGGUGCGAGAGAAGAAAGUGUUCAUCUUCUACGUCACUUCCAUAAGGUAAAAUAUUAUCAGGGAGAGGAGAUUUUUCUGGACAUGUUUGAGGAUGAGUACAGGAGUAUGAUGAGCAAGCCAUUAAAUGUAGAAUACUUAAUGAUGGAUGAAUCCAUUUUGCUUCCUCCAACUGGAACUCCUCUUACUGGUAUUGAUUUUGUCAAGCGUCUACCUUGUGGGGAUGUUGAAAGAACACGCAGAGCAAUUCGAGUCUUUUUCAUGUUAAGGGCGCUGUCGUUACAAUUGCGGAAAGAACCAGAGACUCAGCUUCCUUUGACCCGGGAGGAGGACCUGAUUAAGACAGAUGAUGUACUUGAUCUCAAUAACAGUGAUUUAAUAGCGUGUACGGUAAUAACAAAGGAUGGAGACCAAGUUCAGAGAUUCCUGGCUGUGGACAUCUAUCAGAUGAGCCUGGUGGAACCAGACAGUAAAAGACUUGGUUGGGGAGUUGUGAAGUUUGCUGGUUUAUUACAGGAUAUGCAAGUAACUGGUGUAGAGGAUGACAGCAGAGCUUUGAAUAUAACUAUCCACAAACCAGCAUCAACUCCACACUCUAAACCAUUUCCCAUUCUUCAGGCUACGUUUAUCUUCUCUGACCAUAUCCGUUGUAUCAUAGCAAAACAAAGACUUGCAAAAGGGCGUAUUCAAGCUCGACGAAUGAAAAUGCAGAGAAUCUCUGCUCUCUUAGAUCUACCAGUCCAGCCAUCUAAAGAAGUGAUGGGUUUUGGACAUAGCUCCUCAUCAGCUCAGCAUCUGCCCUUUCGGUUUUAUGAACAAUCUCGCCGUGUUGGGAGUGACGUUGCCGUGCAACGCUCUGUCUUUGCGUCAGUUGACAAGGUACCAGGUUUUGCCGUAGCCCAAUGCAUAAACCAGCACAGCGCAUCACCAGCAUCUUCUCCAUCACCCCCCUCAAGUGGCAGCUCCAGCGGAAGCACUGGACAUUGUGAUUCUGUCACAGCCAGUUUAUCAUCUACUCCAUCUACGAUUCAGAGUCCAUCAGAUGAUUCUCCCACUCCUGACCAACCUUCAGUGACCAUUUACAGUCAGAUGGAGUCAGGCGAUGAGACUCAGUACACUGGAUCUAGAACUCGGAAAAGUUCAUUGCUAAAGGCAGACGGCGAAAUUACCAACUUGGCUCCCAGCCUGACUCCAGCACCCCAGCCAACCAUCUCCCUAAUAUCUGAUGAUAAUACUGAUGCACUCAGCGUGGAAUCUCUUACAUUGGUCCCGCCUGUUGAUCCGCAGAGUAUUCAUACAUUUAGCUUUAUCGUGGAAGCUUCAACAGAACCUGGAGAUGAGGUCCAGAAAGGAGAUGAAAAUGCUGAGCUCAGCGUGACUGACACGGCUGAUGUCAGUACAGCAGAAGAACAAGAUGGGCAUUAAGAAUGAAAACCAAUUCACUUCUAUUUUUACUAUGUAAAGUGUAAAGCCAUAUUGUCAGCAAUGUUAUAUUGGAAACUGGGACUCAAUCUGAUGGGUUCUCGAAGGCUGAGAAUUACUAAUGGAUAAAACCCUAGAACCAUGGAAACAUUGUCACCUCCGAGCUGUCUCUGAACAUUCAAUGCGCACAUCCAUGGAAAAAGAGCUACUGUCCUGCUACUGUAUAUGCUGCACACAUCGGUCUCAUGUUGCUUUCAACUAUUUGAUUUAAGCAACUAAGGAGGACAUAUAAUACUUAAAGGGGUAUUCCGGUGUCUAUGAAAAAUAUGUGGUACAGAUUACAACUGUUUUUUUCAGUAGUUUUCAAUAUAAUUACUCACUAAAUUGUGGCCCAAAAUGUAGUUUUUAUUUCCUGUUGCAAGGGGGUUAGGAUCUCUCAUAUUGCAAAUGCAGCUGACCUUAAAUUACAUUCAUAUUCACACAUAGGGGAUUAGGCAGAUCAGCAGCCCCCUAGUGUACCUGCUCCAAUGUGAUGUGUACUUCAUACCCACAGCUGUUCAGACUAUUGUCACAUAGAAAGAAAAAUAUAAGGGCACUCUUCCAUGUGGCGGUAUCGUCCUGCAGCUGCCGCAUUCGAUUCUUAAAGGGGUAUUCCAGGUUUAUACAUAUCCCCUAUCCAAAGGAUAGGGGAUAAGAGGUAUGAUCACAGGGGUCCUGCCGAUGGGGACGUGAUGUCACGCCACGUCCCUUCCAUUCAUGUCUAUGGGAGGGGGUGAGACGGCCGUCACACUCCUAUAGACGUGAAAGGAGGGGGCAUAGUGUGACGUCAAGUCCCCGUCUCGGAAGCAGCGCCCGGCACAGAAUGCCGGGGCUGCACCGAGAUCACGGGGGUCUCUUUAGCGGCAGGGCCCCUGCGAUCAUACAUCUUAUACCCUAUCCUUUGGAUAGGGGAUAAGAUGUAUAAGCCCGGAAUACCCCUUUAAUCGUAAAUGGCACCUGGACCUGGCGCACUAAGCAGUAGCAGGUCCAGUUGCUGCCUGCAACUUAGAAACGCUGUUGCCGCGGCAGGCUGGUACUGCAACAUGUAAGAGUGCCCUUACAGCCUUAAAUAGGAUUUUCCCUUAAGUAUGUAUCUGUACACACACACACACAUAUAUAUAUAUUUUCUGAUUUCUAGUUUUUAGACUAAUGCCAGAAUACCCCUUUAAAUUGUGAAAAAGAACCCAUUCACAACCCUGUUAUUUUGUGUUCCACCUUGUAAACUGAAGUGUCUCUUCGUAAGGCAAAAUUGGAAUCACUUUUUUGAUGGCAUUUAACUUAUGGGAGACAGAAAAAAAUCUUUGCACUGUUUGGCACUGUAGACAAUUUAUUUGCUCUGCCAGUGCCGAUAUUAUUUAUAUCUUUUAGCAGUUUUUUUUGGGGGGGAGUUUUUGUCUGUUUUCUAAUUUUUCAUUUUUUUUUAGCUGCCAUUAGUGCUGGGCGGUAUAACUGUUCAUGCCGAAUACCGGUGUGUUUUCUGUUUACGAUAUCAAUUUUUGCAUAUACUGGUCGGGCACAUCCUCCCCAUGUCGGGAAAUGAAUGAUUUGUGAGCCGUGGGCGCAGGACUUCUGUUCUGAUUGGAGAACGGAAGCUGUCACCUCCCCUGCAAGCACUGAAAG